AUGGGAAACACAAUCUUGGACCACAUCGACCGGCACGUGAAACUGCCGGUGCAACUGUUCGUGGAGGAACACUUUCGAGGAAAAAGUGCGAUGGUACUGACGAAGGUUUUACCGUCGUUAAAAUUGAGAAAGAAUGACACGAGUUUAGAAGUCGCGAGCAUAUUUUUCGCGUACGUGUUGUUCGCGAUUACUUUUUGCCUGUGCGCGACGGUAUCGAGCGUGUUGCUUUCGCCGAAAAUUUUCAGAAAGUAUUGGGCGCGCGUGUCUGAUUCGGAUAAGAAGAUUUGGCACACGAACAUGGACACGUACUUUCCGGCGUUUUUCGUGACCUUGUUCGCGUUGCCGGCGAUAUUGACGUUUGAUGGUGGCGAUGGGACGAAGUUUGUGCAUCGCGCUUCGUUGGAUACGGUUCGGGCGUGCGGUUUAAGUUUGGGGUACAUGGCGUGGGAUUUAGCGGUGAUGUUGGAAGAUCCGAAAGGGCAACAGGCCACGUACGGUGGCAAGAAGGCGUAUUAUUUAUUCAUCGUCCAUCACGUGUUUUCUAUUUGCAUUUGGCCGUACGCCGUUCUCGCCGGGCGGUGCGUCUAUUUCGUCAAUUUCUUUCUCGUGAGCGAAGUGACGAAUUUGAACAUGAGCACUCGAUGGUUUUUGUUGAAAUGCAAGUUAGAAAAGAGCGCUUUUUACGUCUUGAACGGGUUAGCCUGGAUUCCGUUGUUUCUUGGCGUCCGAGUGUUGGUGAUUCCUUUGAUGUUGAAGGCGUUCAUUUUUGGCUCCUGGAACGCGUUGAGUGUCGGGGAGAAAAUCGUCGCGUUUACCACGCUGCCGAUUCCGAGCAUGUUGAACGUCUACUGGGCGCGAAUGAUCGUGAGGAACGCGCUUAAGUAUUUAGUCACCGGGAAGGAUCCAGAAGAUUCGAGUAGUAGCGAUGCGGCUCCGAUGGGAAACACGAAGAAGACGAACUAA
Molecule: messenger RNA, 963 nt
Organism: Bathycoccus prasinos
Lineage: Eukaryota; Viridiplantae; Chlorophyta; Mamiellophyceae; Mamiellales; Bathycoccaceae
Exons: 1
Coding region: 1-963 (320 amino acids)
Biological process (GO): lipid homeostasis
Cellular component (GO): membrane; endoplasmic reticulum
Source: RefSeq, a predicted model, not a curated record